Hyalella azteca is the source of this 912-nucleotide messenger RNA. Its product is annotated as dentin sialophosphoprotein-like. The annotation marks the transcript as partial. The record is from RefSeq and is a predicted model, not a curated record. The transcript has 2 exons. Lineage: Eukaryota; Metazoa; Arthropoda; Malacostraca; Amphipoda; Hyalellidae.
GUAAGACUCAGCGUCGGGCCAGACAUCGCAGUUCCCAGCAACAGAUCAGACAUCGCAGCUCCCAGCGACAGAUCAGACAUCGCAGCUCCCAGCAACAGAUCAGACAUCGCAGGUCCCAGAGCAGCUCCCAGCAACAGAUCAGACAUCGCAGCUCCCAGCGACAGAUCAGACAUCGCAGGUCCUAGCAACAGAUCAGACAUCGCAGGUCCCAGCAAUAGAUCAGACAUCACAGCUCCCAGCAAUAGAUUAGACAUCGCAGCUCCCAGCAACAGAUCAGACAUCGCAGCUCCCAGCAACAGGUCAGACAUCGCAGCUCCCAGCAACGGAUCAGACAUCACAGCUCCCAGCAACAGAUCAGACAUCGCAUGUCCCAGCAACAGAUCAGACAUCGCAGCUUCCAGCAACAGAUCAGACAUCGCAGCUCCCAGCAACAGAUCAGACAUCGCAGUUCCCAGCAACAGAUCAGACAUCGCAGUUCCCAGCGACAGAUCAGACAUCGCAGUUCCCAGCAACAGAUCAGACAUCGCAGGUCCCAGCGACAGAUCAGACAUCGCAGCUCCCAGCAACAGAUCAGACAUCGCAGUUCCCAGCAACAGAUCAGAUAUCGCAGUUCCCAGCAACAGAUCAGACAUCGCAGCUCCCAGCGACAGAUCAGACAUCGCAGCUCCCAGCAACAGAUCAGACAUCGCAGCUCCCAGCAACAGAUCAGACAUCGCAGCUCCCAGCAACAGAUCAGACAUCGUUGGUUACAUUAUACACGGUGAGACGGCGGCUGAGGGGAGCAGCCUUCGUCUCACCAGUCACCAUAGUCGUCUCACCACGCCUAGCUCGUCUCACUAUAACGUUGACUCGUCUCACUACUCUGUUCAACUCGUCCCACCCCGCCUAACUCGUCUCACCAUAACGACUUAA